Molecule: messenger RNA, 1997 nt
Organism: Zerene cesonia (dogface butterfly)
Lineage: Eukaryota; Metazoa; Arthropoda; Insecta; Lepidoptera; Pieridae
Product: disintegrin and metalloproteinase domain-containing protein 10-like
Exons: 13
Coding region: 1-1971 (656 amino acids)
Biological process (GO): Notch signaling pathway; membrane protein ectodomain proteolysis
Cellular component (GO): plasma membrane
Molecular function (GO): metalloendopeptidase activity
Source: RefSeq, a predicted model, not a curated record
AUGAGUUGGAUUUUCUUUCUUCUUAGCUUGGUAGCUGGUUUGCAAAAUGAGGACAAGGCUGAAAGGAUCUGCAAGGCAUAUGGAUACAACGUGAUCGAAGCCAGAUUUGGAAAAGAAGUACACCUGCUGUGUUUGAAGUUGCAGUCUACAGGAUCAUCUGCACUGACAUCAGAGGAAUCAGCUCUGCUCCUGGACCCUGAAGUUAACGACGAACUAACAGAUCGUUUGUACCCCCUCGAUGAUGUUAUGAUGGCAUACGGAUUCCCCGUGGAGGACCCUGCUUCUGGGUCCGCUGAGGGGUACAUCGGAGAGGACCAACAGUUCUAUGGGGUGCUACAUAUAGGUAACAGAACACUCUACGCGGAUCCGUACGGGCGCGACGACCUGACCAAGAAGUUUGGAAGAUUCGAGAACGACCACGUGGCGGCGCCGCGGCAGCCUCGCAGCGAUCAUGAAGAUAAUAACUUUGCACAACUACCCUAUUUCCCGUAUCGGUACCAAGAGAGAGCACACAAGCCAGGUAUAGCAAGGGCCAGGAUCUGCGACUUGCUCCUCCUGGCGGACAAGGAGUUCUUUGACAAGGAUGCGAAUUCGAGCCUCAAGCACGUCUUACGCAGAAUGAUACACGCGGUGGCCCAGGCGGACAUCAUCUUUAGAAACGCAGAUUUUAACGAAGACGGGAUUCCUGAUAAUAUAGGUUUCUCCGUGAAGUAUAUCCUAGUGCUUACGUCACACGAGACCAACGGCCGUGUUUUUGGAGACCUGGCCAGCGAGCGAUCUGUGGAUGGCCGGUCGUAUCUCAUGCGCUUUGCCAGACUACGGAGGUUGUCUGAAGUGUGUCUUGGCGUCGCUUUCUCUGGACACGCCUUUAACAAUCGGACUCUGGGAUUGAGUUUUACAUCACUCGGGGGCGGCAUGGGCGGCGCGGCAGGCGGUCUUUGCGACAGGCGCGCGUUCGGACGCUCGUUCAACACGCUUGCGCUUGCGCAUGCGACCGCGGACGGGGCGGAGAGGGUGCCGGAGAGAAUCGCUGCGUUGACGCUUGCGCAUGAAAUGGGGCACAGUUUCGGUGCGCACCACGACGACAAUUUCCCCAACCCCGAGUGCCGGGGAUACCUGAUGGGCUCACAAUCUUCCACGUCCGAAACGGGACACAAGUACCAGUUCUCGCUGUGCAGCAAGCGACUAGUGGCCGCCACCUUGAGCAGCAUGAGCUAUUGCAUGGCGGUGGUGGAUAGACCUUAUUGUGGGAAUGGUAUAGUCGAAGAAGGCGAGGCCUGCGACUGCGGACUCCCGUUUCACUGUAACAGCAGGGAUCCGUGCUGCACCCCACGGGCGGGAGGAGCUCUCGCCUUUGAAGAUGGAGCUCUUCAUAAAGAAGGUUGCUCCGUGGCACCAACGGCUACGUGCCAUCCGUCACAGGGCUUGUGCUGUAAAGCGGAUUGUCAUUUCGCCAAUCUCACUAAAAGCGGAAUUGAUUGCACAUGGCAAGACAUGGCGUGCACAUGUGUCAACGUAAAUGACUGUCGGUGUGGUCUUGGCGGGAAAUGUUUAGCUGACAGGAGCUGUCACGCGGCUGAAUGCGCCACCCUCGGCCUGAGUGAAUGCAUUUGUCCGAAAACAGGCAUUGGUGGUGUUCUAGAGGAACUAAAAAUGUGUGGUAUCUGCUGUCAGUUAUAUGAUGGCAACACUACGAAGUGCGUAGGCGCCGAAAUUGCAGCCAAACAUGCUAUGAGUGCGGACUUGUUACCGAACGACUGGCCCGAUCCUCAAUAUAUAGGACCAAAUGUCACAUUAAACAUUUGCAACACCAAAACAUGUACGUCACGUACGAUACGCGCGUGGCCCGCUGGCGAUGUGUGUGUAAUGAACAACGUGGUUGGCGUGUGUUCACCACGUGGAGUAUGCAAGAGCGUGAAAGUGUUGCCAACUUCAAACAUUUACCCUGACGUUGUGGUAAUUAUGACUUGAUCAAGCAUGAUGUAAUUGAGACCAAC